AUAAAAGCUGGUCCGUGAACAGUAGAACCCCAGUACACCAUGGCUCAGUUUUCUGUGGAACCGGAGCCUGGAGACCUGAUUGAGAUUUUCCGCGUUGGCUAUGAGCACUGGGCCAUCUAUGUGGGAGGUGGUAAUGUGAUCCAUCUGGUUCCUCCAAGUGAGUACCCUGGGGCUGGCUCUUCCAGCAUCUUCUCCGUUCUGAGCAGCAGGGCGGUGGUGAAACAGGAGCGCCUGCAGGACGUAGUUGGGGGCUGCCGCUAUCGGGUCAACAACUACUUGGACCACCAGUACAGACCACGGCCUGUGGACGAGAUCAUCAGUUCUGCAAAGGAGGAGAUUGGUGAGGAGGUGGAGUACAGUGUUGUGAGCAAGAACUGUGAGCACUUUGUCACCUGUCUGAGAUACGGCAAGGCCUGCUGCAGGCAGGUGGAACACGCCAUGAUUGCAGGAGAGGUGACCCUGGUGCUCGGAAUUCUGGGUUUCACGGGAUACUCUCUUUUGAAGAAACGAUCCCAAAACCAGUGACAGCCUGAGGAGCCACCGAUUCUUGCGUUAGAAGCAGCUGUGGAGGCCAGAGGAGAAGGCCUCCCACAGCUCCUCUGUCUGCCUGACGCUCACACUUGGGCAACAUGUAUUUCCCUCUCUCGCUUUUCCUCUCUCAUUGGCUGAAGGAUGGGCUAAUUGUACCCCCACUGAGGAAUCAAUAAAUCUAUCUAUCCGUCUCUUCAGAAAGGACUUUCACUGUGUUUUUGUAGACUUCUGAAACAGAAAGGAAGAAAGUAACAUUAACUCAGCACCUGUGGGUACUCCCAGCCAUUUCUACUGUGCGACCUUGGGAGAAGUUCUUGACUCUCAGAGCCUCAGUUCCUUCUUCUCUGAGAUGGGGGACAUGAGCCACUUCUUUGUGAUGUCGCGAGGAUCAAAUAAGAUGAUGUGUAGAAACCCCUGCACGAUGUCCAGUACGUGGCAGGUAAUCAGUGGAUUGUCUACGUCAUUCCAUGUAGAUUGACCACUGUUGUAAUUAGACAGCAUUCAUUUC
Messenger RNA from Ceratotherium simum simum (southern white rhinoceros), 1039 nucleotides. It is a transcript of the gene PLAAT4, whose product is annotated as phospholipase A and acyltransferase 4. Lineage: Eukaryota; Metazoa; Chordata; Mammalia; Perissodactyla; Rhinocerotidae. Gene Ontology annotation, biological process: N-acylphosphatidylethanolamine metabolic process. Gene Ontology annotation, cellular component: cytoplasm. The record is from RefSeq and is a predicted model, not a curated record. Gene Ontology annotation, molecular function: glycerophospholipid phospholipase A1 activity; A2-type glycerophospholipase activity.